Messenger RNA from Suillus clintonianus, 186 nucleotides. RefSeq lists its product as uncharacterized. The record is from RefSeq and is a predicted model, not a curated record. The annotation marks the transcript as partial. The transcript has a single exon. NCBI's taxonomy places the organism in Eukaryota, Fungi, Basidiomycota, Agaricomycetes, Boletales, Suillaceae.
AUGCAACUGCACAAGGAGAUUGUAUCGGGUUUUUGCCGCUUGCCAACUGAAGUCUUAUGCUAUAUUUUUAUUCACUGCCUCCCCCAAAUUGGCCACAUGUUGCCCAAUUCAAAUUCACCUCCUAUGUUGUUGACAAGCAUAUGCCGACGUUGGAGGGAGGUUUCCGCAGAUAUGCCCUCCUUGUGG